AUGAACCAGCUGCCCGCCAACUACACAUUUGAGCUGCCGAAGACGAUAUGGAAAAUCCGGCAUUUGGGCGCGAAAAACGUGGCCCUGCAGUUCCCGGAAGGGCUGCUGAUGUACGCGUGUCUGAUCGCCGACAUUCUGGAGAAGCACACCGGUUGCGAGACGGUCAUCAUGGGCGACGUCACCUACGGCGCAUGCUGCGUCGACGAUUUCACCGCCAAGGCUUUAGGCUGUGAUCUGCUCGUCCACUAUGGGCACAGCUGCCUCGUCCCAAUCCAGAAUACUGAGGGCAUCGCCAUGCUCUACAUUUUUGUCAACAUCGAGAUCAACCUCUCGCAUUUUGUCGAUUGUCUUAAGGCCAACUUUGAGCCGUUGCAACGGAUAGCGAUCGUCAGCACGAUCCAGUUCAUCCCGUCGUUGCAGGCCGUUCGACAGCUGCUCAUCAAUGACGGGUACACGAUUGUGAUGCCGCAGUGCAAGCCGUUGAGUCCGGGCGAGAUCCUCGGCUGCACGUCGCCGCGGCUUGGCGAUGAUGUGGACCGGCUAAUUUACCUCGGCGACGGGCGCUUCCACCUCGAGUCGAUCAUGAUCCACAACCCGAAAAUCGCCGCCUUUCAAUACGACCCUUACUCCAGGAAGUUGACGAGGGAGCACUACGACCACUCAACGAUGCGCAAUAACCGCGGAGCGGCCGUGCGGAUAGCCCGGGAAUGCACGCGGUUUGGCGUCGUUUUGGGGGCGCUCGGGAGGCAGGGAAACACCAAAGUGCUGCAGGAGCUCGUCGACAAGCUGAAGAGCAAGGGCAAGGAGGUGACCGUCGUCGUUCUGUCGGAGAUCUUCCCGGCAAAACUCGCGCUGUUCGACGAGAUUGAGUGUUGGGUGCAAAUCGCGUGCCCUCGACUGUCGAUUGAUUGGGGAACGUUCUUCACCCGCCCGCUGCUCACCCCCUACGAGCUGAACGUGGCGCUGGAUUCGCUCGAAUUUCCGGAUGGCUACUAUCCAAUGGAUUUCUACGCCUACGAGUCCAAGGGUCCAUGGACGCCAAACCACGAAUCACACCGGCCGCAGCGCGUUCGCCGUCGGGCCCCGAUCGUCGUCGGUCAGUCGGCCAGC
Mesorhabditis spiculigera is the source of this 1110-nucleotide messenger RNA. NCBI's taxonomy places the organism in Eukaryota, Metazoa, Nematoda, Chromadorea, Rhabditida, Rhabditidae. The record is from the annotation of a GenBank genome assembly.